AUGGAUAUUCGAAAAGGCCGUCUAAAACCUAUCUCCGGCCAGUUGACUGCGACUUUGAUAGCACCUGCAUACUUCAAUCUUCCUAUUAAUGGAAGCGAUGAAUAUAUGCGCGAGACUACCCGCAUUGAUCUCCGAUAUGAGAAGCAUGAACUCAGUGAACACCUACCUCGGAUUGAGUCGUUGAGAGGACGCAUCAUCGCUACAACCCUUUUCACCAAAUCAUUCUAUCACGACCUACCGACCCAACAGAAACACUUUUCAGACGAUAUCAUCGUCACAUUUUUCCAUUCUGUUGCGUCACUUCAAUGGACAUCCGAAAAGCCAAAUUGCUUCCUUGUCACUUUACUCCUGCCGAUCAAGUGCUCUGAUCAGCUCAUAAUUCCAACUUUCCAUUCCUGUCUCAUGUCGAGGGUUUACGCCUUGGAAGUACGAUUGAAGCUUCACGGUGCUCCGUCACUCAAGCUCAUAGCUCCGAUGCAGAUACAGUUUAAAGAAGAUGAGCCUGUUCUGCCCUCAUACACUGGGUGA
Messenger RNA from Penicillium atrosanguineum, 528 nucleotides. RefSeq lists its product as uncharacterized. Bases 1 to 528 code for a protein of 175 amino acids. The record is from RefSeq and is a predicted model, not a curated record. The transcript has a single exon. Lineage: Eukaryota; Fungi; Ascomycota; Eurotiomycetes; Eurotiales; Aspergillaceae.